UGAACCUUGGUCAAAGUUUAUUCGUGGCACUGGCGUGCGCAAUGCGCAUGCCAGCGUCAAGUUACACCUCACACACGGUUUUCAAAUCGCCGUGUCAAACUGCUCAGCGCUAUUCACCCUAGUGACCCAGUCUCUCACCCAGUUUUGAGAAGCUGCUCCAUCAUCACCUCCAGAGUGAACCGUUCGUGCCAUCCUGAACAUGUUCAUGAGGGGUCCACCAUACGCUACACUCUUUGUUACCUGCUUCUUCUUUCAAGUUGUAUCUGUACACAGUCUAGCCCACGAUGCCGCCAUGCUAAACAGACGAGCGGUCCCGGAAAUUGGCGGUUCACAAGGCGGUUUCAUCGGGCUCGUUGUCGCUUUGAGCUUGCUCAUUAUUAUCUGCUGUAUUGCAGUCUUCUUCCUCCUCCGCAAUCAUGAACCCUCCGAACAAGAUCGCAAUGCCCGCCGUGAGCACUACCGCCGUAACCGCGAUCUCCAAGCACACGAUUCAACAGCAGAACACGGCUCCUUUGGGGACAAACUCCGUGUGAUAUGGGCAGAUAGAUGGAGUAGUAGGAGCAGAAGCGGCGGACGACGAGGUGGGCGUGGCUGGAUCCAAGCUGGCUCAGGUGAUGAAUGGGAGAUUAAUUCAGAUCACGGUGAAGAACGUAGGGCACAGCAGCCCAUGGAACCCUUUUCCAGGUCUUUUCAAGAGGGACCUUACAGCCCCCAGGUCCCAGAAAUCGACUCACCGCUGUCAGAUGCAGAGUCGUAUGCACCGAUGCAGUAUGGGGAUUCGUACGCAAAGGGCCCAUUACAUGUGACAUCACCACAGCGGGUGACCUUUGCACGGUCGCAGUCACCGCUCUCACUGUCGAGCUCACCUAUGUCCCCUGGAUCGCAUCGAGAUGCAAGUGUGGAUGACGAAGAGGUGCACCCGCCUGACCACCGUCAUUUCUCUACACAAUCAUCGACAUCAGUGCGGACUUUUGAGGGAGGCACAAAGUUUAUUGAGUCGUUCUAGCUCAUGCUAGUUAUGUUUUGCCUUUACUCAUACAUGUGUUGUUGUCUUUCAUCUUUUAUUCUUAUGGUCCACGUGUACUCGUCGCGCAUUUUGUAUCAUUCGGACGCUCAUCCGUGCAGUUGUUCUUGUAUGAUCCUUUGCAAUGUAUCUUUAGCACUCCCCUGCUAAAUGCACAUUACCUAAUGUUGAUCACUGGCUUUGAUACAGUUCCUUGUCACGGUGCCUCGAAGCUACUAGUUAGCUUCGCUAGUGUAAUCAUAUUGAUUCUCCACCGUACUUCUCUGCACUUCCCUUCUCUCCACAGCUUCUCGGUCACCUCUUCUGCCCACUAGUACCAUGUACGUAUACAAUAUAAUGGUU
Suillus discolor is the source of this 1366-nucleotide messenger RNA. RefSeq lists its product as uncharacterized. The transcript has 2 exons. Lineage: Eukaryota; Fungi; Basidiomycota; Agaricomycetes; Boletales; Suillaceae. The record is from RefSeq and is a predicted model, not a curated record. Bases 200 to 1006 code for a protein of 268 amino acids.